Zootermopsis nevadensis is the source of this 1102-nucleotide messenger RNA. RefSeq names its product ADP ribosylation factor-like 1 (gene Arl1). The record is from RefSeq and is a predicted model, not a curated record. Gene Ontology annotation, molecular function: GTPase activity; GTP binding. NCBI's taxonomy places the organism in Eukaryota, Metazoa, Arthropoda, Insecta, Blattodea, Termopsidae.
ACGGGUUGGUAGUUACGUGUUGGUGUUAUCUGUGGUUGUGUGGUACACGUCAAAUUUCAUGUGUUUGUAUACUUAUGUAUUGACUAUUUUAUAACGAAAGGCGAGGUGGUAGCAGAUUAAAAAUUUAAAUUAGCCUCCUACCACAUAUUAUUCGUCUCUGUAAAGGAAUAAUCAAAAUGGGAGGGUUAUUGAGUUAUUUUCGAAACCUCCUUGGAAGUCGAGAAAUGAGAAUCCUUAUACUGGGAUUAGAUGGUGCUGGAAAAACUACAAUACUUUACAGAUUACAAGUUGGUGAAGUAGUGACAACAAUUCCCACUAUUGGCUUCAAUGUGGAACAAGUGACAUAUAAAAACUUAAAGUUCCAAGUUUGGGAUCUUGGAGGACAGACAAGUAUAAGGCCGUACUGGCGCUGCUACUAUUCCAACACAGAUGCUAUCAUUUAUGUAGUGGAUUCUGCUGACAGAGACAGAAUAGGCAUUUCAAAGGAUGAACUGCUCUAUAUGUUGAGGGAAGAUGAGCUGCAAGGAGCAGUACUGGUGGUGCUUGCUAACAAGCAAGACGUUGAAGGUUCUCUGAGUGUUGCUGAAGUCCACCAGGCACUGGGGCUUGACGCUCUCAAGAACCGAACAUUUCAAAUCUUCAAAACAUCAGCUACAAAAGGAGAGGGGCUAGACUCCGCCAUGGACUGGCUGUCAAAUGCUCUUCAGAACAGAAAAUGAUUAACCUUGUGACAAUCGCAAAUAAACUGAUUUUAUCAUUAUAAUUUUUCAUAAUUAAGUGUACAGAUAUGGCUGAUGUUAGAAUCAUUUGGAGGGGGGUGGAUGCUGGUGGAGUGUGUUCAAGGAUGGGUGGAUGUUCCAAGUGAAUUAUUGCUGGCAGAAUUUUGAGACAAGGAGAACAGUCUCAAAAAUUCAUGCAGCACAUCUUAUGUUUUACAAUGAAACUGUCAUCAAGUGAUUGUGCCUGUUGGUCUGAAUUUGAUGUAUAAUAUUGUGUUGUUGCAAUGACUUAUGGCCAGUCAGUCUUGUUGCUGUGUAUGUGAAUCAAGUAAUUAUGGGAAAAUUACUGUCUUAUUGCCAGAAUAUAAAUUUCCAUAUGAGAA